AUCAACGCGACUUGGUUCCGCUAUCGCCGGAGGCCUUCCUGGACUGUCACCGAGGUCCCGCGGCGCCGGUGGGAGGAACAGGCCGCACUCGCCAUUUGUUGUCCUCGCUGCAGGCGUGAGGCGGGCGUCCUCUCGAAAGCCUGCGGCUCCUGCGACCCCUCUUACCAGCGCCAUGGCAGUCCCAGGUUGCAACAAGGAUAGUGUCCGAGCUGGCUGUAAAAAAUGUGGAUAUCCUGGUCACCUGACAUUUGAAUGCCGCAAUUUUCUCCGAGUGGACCCCAAAAGGGACAUAGUUUUGGACGUGAGCAGCACCAGCAGCGAAGAGAGCGAGGAAGAGCACGCAGAACUGAGUAAAUCACAGGCGCUACAAGAAAAAAGAGUAAAUGAAGAAGAGGAGAAGAAAAAGGCAAAAAGCAAAGAGAAAAUCAAGUUGAAAAAAAAAAGGAAAAGGUCUUAUUCAUCCAGUUCCACUGAAGAGGACACUUCAAAACAAAAGAAACAAAAAUAUCAGAAGAAAGAAAAGAAAAAAGAAAAAAAGAAUAAGUCAAAAAGGGGGAAACACCACAAAAAGGAAAAAAAGAAGAGAAAAAAGGAAAAGCAUUCUUCCACCCCUAAUCCUUCUGAGAUCUCCAAAAAGUAACUGGAUCUUCGUCUAAGCCAUUAAAUUUUAAAAUUGGUUUUGAAAAUUAUCUGACCUUCCUUGGAAUUUGCUAUAUAAUUAUGCCUUGCAAUAAAUCACAGCCUUUUCCAUAUAGACAUUUUUUUCAUAUAUGGGACCAUUGUCAUCUGGCAAUACAUUUUUAAUGUGCUGACUCUAAAAUAUUGAAUCAGUCUUACUACUUGGUAGACAUGCCCCAAAUAUGGAUAUUUGUACAUACAAAACACAUCAUUUUUGGUAUUCAUGACUCUUUGUCCAACUAGUGUUACUGCUUCCUAAGUUGAUUGUAAAUGGCUUUACUACAGUCAACACAGAUAAUCUACCUAGCACUUAAUGAGUAUUUGUUGAAUCAAGUAUCCACCUUCCAGUGAUUAAGUGAGGUAGGGGAUAAUGCUUUGCUCUGGACUCCUGAAAGAUUUAAUAGCUUUAUAUCCUAUGAUAAUAUAUAAAGAUGGUGAAAUUUUUCACUGUUGUUUUUGGAUCUUAUCUUUUUUGAAUGUCAUAGGAGAUGAAGCUGCUUACUUGGUUUUAAUUAGAACAUUUGAAAUGAAUGGGUUGGCAGAAAGAUGAAAUGAAAAUAUUUAUAAGGAAUAUUUACUGUUACACAAAACAGAGUGUCUAGUAUCUGCCUCCUCUGAACUGUAACAAUUACAAUUUCCUUCCUUGUUUAAAAAGACAAGUGUAGUUCCGCCUCAUAGAGAUGAUGCUGUGUUGGAUAGAAUUUUUAGGAGACUCCUGGGUUGUUUUACAACUGUGCCAUAUUGGCAUCUCUUCAAGUGAUACCUCAAACACUGAACUUUUUAAUUAGGAGGAUGACAGCUAAAUCAUCAUUAGAACUGAUUUUUAUUGUAUUCUGUAUGUAAAUUUUAUGAAGCUUGUUUCUAUGAGUAAUGUGGAAAAUUUUUAUAAAUGUGAACAUAUAUAUUUAUUUGUCUAAAAUAAUUUGUAGUUUUGAAGCCGGUUUCACACUGAAUUUAUGGUUUCAAUAAUGACCAGUUUGGGGGUGUUUCUCUCUUUUACUUCAGUCCUAGACCUUAAGUGCAGUGACAAAAAUUUAGGAUUAAGAAUUUUAUUCUGUACUUUUUAAACUUAAGAGCCAGGGAGUUGCAUCAUGAAAGCCUUUAUAUAACAAUGGAAAUUUUAUAUGGGUAAGCAUUUUCAAACAUAAAUUAGUAGAUAGAAGUGUUUCUUACAUUUUUAAUUUCACAGUGAUCAGUGUCACUUACUUUGCUUAGUAUUUAGAUAGCCCUGACAUCCAGUAAGUCAAACACUUACUGGUGUAGCAGCAUCAGAUGUCACCCAGUUAUUAUGGCUCCGCACCAAAGACUGCAGGUACCUCACUGUGGUGCAGUUAGAAAUUUUCAAGUUGCUCACUUGCAGACAUGGCUACAGGUGAAAUCAUUUUGGUGAAAUCAGGUAAGUACACGUAUCCUCCCAAGCUGGAAAGGUGUACUGAUUCUUCAUGCAGCUCCCCUCCGUCAUGCCCUCAGUCAGACUAGGGGAGCUUUCUGACUCCUCAGACCUGUGCUCACCAUAUUCCCAUUCUAGGGAAGCCACAUCACCAUCCCUAUUCGAGCGGUACAGCUGAGGAAGCUUUCACACUUCUAGCUUUCCCAUAAUCUGAUUUAGUCAGAUGGCCUCCUCAAAAAGAAGUGCUCCCCCCACCUUUUUCUUUUUUUUGGUAGUUCUGUCAGCUGUUGAGGAGAAACAGAGUUACUGGUUUUUAAGGGUUUGUUUGGCCUUUGCUGUAUUUUACGUAUUUUUUAAACUGCAUUUUACAAAAAUACGGUUCUUUGAUUAUCAUGAUGAAAAAAAUAUAGAAAAAAACUUUUAAAAAUGAUUGAAAAAUGCUGCAUGCACAAGGAUGACCUCAUCCUAUUGAAUGUGUAACAGGGUUAAAAAUGCUAAUAAUUGUAGUGAAACAAAGUUAAUUCAGGUACUUGUGAGUUUUAUUUCUGUUUAUUGUAGAGAUUAAUAAUUGGCUCAUUAGAUUUGUUUCCUGAAUGGGGACACAAUUAAUAAUUGUCCAGAAGAGUUAUAUACAAUUCAGCACUUGUUAACUAAUACAGUGUGCAAAUUAAAAAACUCGAUUGCUCAGUAAUUUUUUCUACUGGAUAAUAUUCUUGGAAUUAUUCUUAAGUAAAUUCCCCAUAGUAUGAGAACAGUUUAUGAAAUCUCUCAUCUGAAUAAAAUUCAUUUCUUUUCACUAAUUUUCAUCUAAAAUGAUCUUGUUACUGGGAUUGGAUCUAGAUCUCAUUCACAAAUUUUGGAAGAUUAGUGAAAUUUUCCCUGAGACGCUAUGUAGCAGAAGGAAAACUGAAUUUAACAGUAAAAAUCUAAAAAGUCCUGGCCUUUCUAACCACCUAUGUGACUUUUAACUAAAUCAUUUAGCUUCUCUGGGCCUUGGUGUCUUUCAUCUAUAACAUAUUGUACCCAGUUAUCUCUGAGACCUCUUCCCCUCCUUAAUGUAUAUGCUUACCAAUAUUUUAGUACAAUUCAAGUAAUAUUAUUCAUUUUAGAAAUUAUAGAUAAUAAGGUAGCAUUCUGUAAUGGUAAAGUUUGACUUAAUACAACUGUUAAACACAUUCAACUUCUUUAAGCAGGUAAUUGAUAUUUACUUUACAUUCUUACCAAUAAAUGUGUGUCAUUUUCACUAGAUGCAUAUAGAAUUUAUGUUUAGCUUUGUAUCUGUAACCUGAUUACCUGAAUACCUAAGGCUAUUGCUUUUAGCUGAUGGAUCUACUCCCUAUACAAUUCCCUCUCUCUUUUCUCCAUUAUUAUCUUUUGGCUAAAAUAUCUCUGAGGUAUCCUUAGUUGUUCACCCUUCAUACAUAUCCGUUUAUAUCUUUGGUUCUCUGAGGCCAAAACAUCAAUAAAUAAGGAGUAAAACAAUUUAUGUGUCUGUAUUUACAAUUGACUCUGUCUAAAAUGAUAUAACCCCAGGUCACCUUCAGUUAAACUAGGUUGCAGAGUUAUGAAUAAUGUUGAUAGAAAUACCAUCAGUUCCUUUAUUCAGCAAACACCGAUUGAGCACCUGGCAUGGCAAACACUCUGCCAAGUACUGGGGAUACAGAGAUUCUUAAGACCCAUUUGCUUCCCUGAAGAGGUUCCUAGUUUAAUUGGUAGGAGAAGCAGCAGAACACAACACUGUGAUAAGUGCAGUAACUGACUUGAGCGUGCAUUUAUAGAAGCACAGAAGGUUACUUAGCUUGCCAGGAGCAGUUAGAAGAGGCAACCUAAAGGAAGUAUUGUUUGUCUUGGAUUUUGAUGGAGGAUGAAAGUGGAAGUGCCGGCAGUUCCUGGUGAGUGGGUACUGUGAACAGAGACCACAACAGAAAAAUCCGAGUUAUGCGUGUGUCAAGAAUUGCAAGCAAUAUGUGAGGCAUGAAGUGCGAAGAAUUAAGACUACUUCUGAGGUUCUCAGGAACAUGAGAAAGUGGUCUUAAGUUCCAAUUUGGAAGCUUGGACUUGAAUCUCAUGAGACACAUGAGAGAGUUUUAAGGAAAGAAAUGACUUUUAUUGAGGUUUGCUUUCACCCAUUUCAAAAUCCAAUUAAACAAUUUUUAAAAGAUGAAAUUGCUCUCAUGAGAAGGCCACAUAAAUAAUAACUUGAAUCUUUUGCAUCCUGUUAUUUGUAUAUUCCUAUCAUGUCCUCUUCUUCUAGACCCACUUUUCUUUCUAAGAUUUGAUGAUUACCAAAGAUUCCAGUGACUUGUCUUCUAAAAACACAUAAAGCUACUAUAUUCCUUAUGAGACCCAUCCCCAGAAUGACCUGCAUAUGUGCAUAAUUGAAAGUGUGUUUUGUCUUAAAUUCUUAGAUUAUUUUAAGGAAGAUUUUUUUUUUUAGAUUAUUUUUGACUGACUGAAAUUCUUUCCCUACGUUAGUAUUUGUUACACCCCCCCCAAAAAUUAUUUAAAAUAGUUUUCAUUCUAUAGACUUGGUUGUAAUUUGAUGAGGCUUCUCACUUUCUUAAUAUUUUGUCUCAGUGUGUGAAGCACAACUAUUUCAGAGUUACAGAGACACGUACCAGUUGGUCCUCUGGUUGAGCCUGGUGGCUCUCCCUCAGGUAAGCUGGCUUGGCAGGGACUAUAUCUAGUACUAGUGCUGGGAUUCCAUCUUCCUGAGCAGUUGGCAUUCAAGGACAGUAUGUGUCUUAAAAGCCAGCAUGACGGUAAUCCGACUUUCGGAGCCCAGAGGCCCCAACCAGCCACACAUUCGGCCAUGCCCAGCCUCAGUACCUUUCACAGGUUAAGAGGAGUUUGGGGGACCAUGAGCAUUUUGCUGGCCUUGACCCCAUUUGCCUGCUUCCUGUGUCAUCUAUGGCACCUGCACUUGCCCUUGAAGAGCAAAGGUUGAGCUAUACCAGCGCCUUAACUUUCUCAUCCCAGGUUUUUGCCUGAAGCAACAUCUGGUUAAUAGUGUAAUUUUGAAUAUCUGUGUAUCAGGACAGCCAGUGUGAAAUCCAGCGCAGGCAGUGGAUGUUGCAGUAAUGAUCUGGAGCUAUACUCUCAAUAUAGCCACACAUGGCUAUUUGAAUUUAGAUGAAUUAAAUAAAUAUAAAUGUCUUCUUCAGUUGCAUGAGCCACAUUUGAAGUGCCCAGUUGCCACAUGUGGCUAGUGGCUACCAUGAACAGUGCAGA
Molecule: messenger RNA, 5299 nt
Organism: Neogale vison (American mink)
Lineage: Eukaryota; Metazoa; Chordata; Mammalia; Carnivora; Mustelidae
Gene: SREK1IP1
Product: SREK1 interacting protein 1
Exons: 5
Coding region: 173-640 (155 amino acids)
Molecular function (GO): zinc ion binding; nucleic acid binding
Source: RefSeq, a predicted model, not a curated record